AUGAAGAACACGACCGGCUCUUCGAACAUCUUCGUGAUAGCGUCAGGAAAACUGUCUCGAAGAUGUCAAGAAACGUCUCUCUUCGAAGACUUUCGAGCUGAUACGCCGUGGGGUCGCGCAAGCUGCAAGCAACAGCUAAAGUCCGAACUUGCGAAGCUAUGCAGAGAAGCGAUAAAGGAAGAUCUGAAAGAGAGAAGAGCAGCAGUUUUGACUGAAACCGCUGAGGCCGCCCGCCGGAGCUUCGUCAAUUAUGAGACGAAGAUGGCUUCCCUUCGUCGUCCAUACGGAACUGUUGCUGUAUCCCGAAGGGCAAUGGAGAAGGCUAUCUACGACUUCCACUCGGAUCUCUUCGACAGCCACGAGUACAAAAUGCCGUUACGUCUUACCUUCAUCGACUUGAAGAAAGCCUUUGAUAGCUUCAAGAAAGAAGUGAUAACUGAAGCUCUAGGCAACCAGGGUGUUCCCACUCAAUCUACUCAAUGAAGUCAUCAUCAUCGUGAAGAGGAGGGCGGAAUUUUGGGCGACACCAUCUCGCCCAAAAUUUUCUGUGCCGCUCUCGAGAACGUCAUGCGUCAUGCGGAAUAAUGA
This is a messenger RNA of Haemonchus placei, 588 nucleotides long. The record is from the annotation of a GenBank genome assembly. NCBI's taxonomy places the organism in Eukaryota, Metazoa, Nematoda, Chromadorea, Rhabditida, Trichostrongylidae.